AUGGCUGACCAGUCGGCUCCCUCUAGCGCCAAGGAUGCUGUCCUGGUCAAGUCCCAGGACAUGCCCGCCGACGCGCAAAAGGUCGAGGAGCUCGACUUCAACAAGCUCAAGGGCCCUGUCACUGCACACGAUCUCUUCAUGGGCAUGCGAUACAUGGGCUUUCAGGCGUCCGCCAUGAGCGAGGCCAUUCGAAUCAUAAAUGAAAUGCAAGCCUGGAAAGACCCAGACACUGGCGACAAGACCACCAUCUUUCUCGGCUACACAUCCAACCUCAUAUCAUCUGGUCUCCGCGGUGUGCUUCGCUGGCUCGUUGAGCAUAAGCAUGUCUCCGCCAUCGUCACCACAGCUGGCGGCAUUGAGGAAGACUUCAUCAAGUGCCUCGGCGAGACCUACAUGGGGUCCUUUAGCGCCGUCGGGGCCGAUUUGCGCAAAAAGGGCCUCAACCGCAUCGGAAACCUGGUCGUGCCUAAUGCAAACUACUGUGCCUUUGAAGACUGGGUUGUACCAAUUCUCGACAAGAUGCUCGCGGAGCAAGAGGCCAGCAAGGGUACCGACGACGAAGUCAAUUGGACGCCCUCCAAAAUCAUCCAUCGCCUCGGCAAAGAGAUCAACGACGAACGCUCCGUCUACUACUGGGCCUACAAGAACGAUAUCCCCGUCUUCUGCCCCGCCCUGACAGAUGGCAGCCUCGGUGACAUGCUCUACUUUCACACGUUCAAGUCCUCGCCGCUGCAGCUCAAAGUCGACAUCGUCGAGGACAUUCGCAAAAUCAACACCAUUUCCGUACGCGCCAAGAGGGCAGGCAUGAUUAUUCUCGGUGGUGGCAUUGUUAAGCACCACAUUGCUAACGCCUGCCUCAUGCGCAACGGCGCCGAAUCCGCAGUGUACAUCAACACGGGGCAGGAGUUUGACGGCAGUGAUGCUGGUGCCAGGCCAGAUGAGGCUGUAUCAUGGGGCAAAAUAAAAAUUGGUGCAGACAGUGUCAAAGUGUACCUGGAGGCGACCGCUUGCUUCCCAUUCAUCGUAGCCAACACCUUCGCCAAGGACAUUUAA
This is a messenger RNA of Cordyceps fumosorosea ARSEF 2679, 1053 nucleotides long. RefSeq names its product Deoxyhypusine synthase (DHS). Gene Ontology annotation, cellular component: cytoplasm. Gene Ontology annotation, molecular function: deoxyhypusine synthase activity. Lineage: Eukaryota; Fungi; Ascomycota; Sordariomycetes; Hypocreales; Cordycipitaceae. The record is from RefSeq and is a predicted model, not a curated record. Bases 1 to 1053 code for a protein of 350 amino acids. The transcript has 3 exons. Gene Ontology annotation, biological process: peptidyl-hypusine biosynthetic process.